Paramisgurnus dabryanus is the source of this 8105-nucleotide messenger RNA. It is a transcript of the gene cenpe, whose product is annotated as centromere protein E. Gene Ontology annotation, biological process: microtubule-based movement; mitotic cell cycle. Gene Ontology annotation, cellular component: microtubule. Lineage: Eukaryota; Metazoa; Chordata; Actinopteri; Cypriniformes; Cobitidae. Gene Ontology annotation, molecular function: microtubule motor activity; ATP binding; microtubule binding. The record is from RefSeq and is a predicted model, not a curated record.
UCAGUUAGUCAGUCAGUUUGAAUGCAGUUUAUCGCUGAAUGGAUUAAUAAUGACGGAAGAAUCUGCAGUUAAAGUUUGUGUUAGGGUCAGACCUCUCAUUAAAAGAGAGGAAAGUGAAAGUUCAGAGCCUGUGCAGUUAUUCUGGAGAGCAGACAAACAGAUUAUUCAUCAGCUGGACGACGAUGGAAAUCAAACCAAGAGCUUCAGUUUCGACCGUGUGUUCAGUGCCAACGAGUCCACAGCUCAACUUUACCAGGACAUCGCCAAACCACUGGUCGUCUCUGCUGUCGAGGGUUAUAAUGGGACAAUAUUUGCUUAUGGCCAAACAUCAUCUGGAAAGACCUUCACCAUGAUGGGUAGUGAACAUAACCCUGGUGUCAUACCUCUUGCCAUGGCCGACGUCUUUAAAACCAUCAAAAAUUGUCCAAAGAAAGAGUUUCUUCUGCGUGUAAGCUACAUGGAAAUAUACAACGAAACGGUCACUGAUUUACUUUGUGAGAGCUGGAAGAGGAAACCUCUGGAAAUCCGUGAAGGAAAUUAUAAAAACGUUUAUGUAGCUGAUCUGACAGAGGAGUUGGUGACAUCACCCGAGCAGGCGCUGUCCUGGAUCAACAAAGGAGAAAAAAACCGCCAUUAUGGAAAAACGAAAAUGAACCAGCGUAGCAGCCGUUCUCAUACAAUUUUCCGCAUGAUCUUGGAAAGCCGAGAGAGAAGUGAUGAAAAUGCUGAUGGUGCCAUUAUAGUGUCACACCUGAAUUUGGUGGAUCUGGCUGGUGCGGAGCGGGCGAGUCAGACUGGAGCAGAAGGGGCACGCUUAAAAGAAGGCUGCAACAUAAACCGCAGUUUGUUCAUACUGGGUCAAGUCAUCAAAAAAUUAUCAGACGAAAGUCAAAAGGGCUUCUUGAAUUACAGAGACAGCAAACUCACCCGAAUUUUACAAAACUCUUUGGGUGGAAAUGCAAAAACUGUCAUCAUUUGCACAGUCACUCCUGUCACUGUUGAUGAGACCGUAAGCACUUUACAGUUUGCUAGUGCAGCCAAACGCAUGAAGAAUGAUCCUCAUGUUACGGAGGUCUCAGAUGAAGGAGCUCUCCUGAGAAGAUAUCGUAAUGAGAUCGUUGAUCUGAAACGACGUCUUCAAGAGGUUUCCGGUGUUACUCAAACGACUGCUACUGAACGUGAGUCACUGUGUCAGCUGCUCCAGGAGAAAGAUCAGCUCCAGAGAGAACAGGAGGACCGAAUCAAGAACUUAACCAAGCUGCUAGUUACUGCAUCAAACGUUGCUCUAGUUCCCAAGGUUCCUAAACGAAGAGUGACGUGGGCUGGCAAACUGCUGAGACCAGCUCAUCUCCUGAAUGAAGCUCACGAAUCUACAGAAAUGAGCUUUGCUGAGCCAUACAGCAAGAAAAGACGAGCAGACUGCUCUCUGCCCGAGGAUGGAGAGGAUCUAGAUGAGUUUGACAGCCGCUUUGAGUUUAUGGGUCUGGAUGAGCCCGACAUGGAGAUGAGCAAUAUCACCGUCCGCAGUUCCUCUUAUAGUGCCAAUUUCUUGGACUCACCUCGAGCGAGUGAGUUGAUGAUGAAGGUGGCGUCUCUAGAGCGUCAGCUGGAGGCCGAGACUCAGAGCAAACUAACAGCUGAGGAAAGAAGCACUGAACAACAACUGAAGAUCUCUGAGCUGGAGCUGAAGGUGUCAGAGCUGGAGAAAUCUUCUGAAGCCCUCACACAGUCUCAGCACACAUAUAAACAGGCAAACCGAGAUCUGGAGGAUGCCAUUCAAAUCUGUGAGAGAUUAGGGUUUGAGAAGGAUACUGUUAUUGUGGAGCGAGAUCUUGUGAAACACACACUGGAGCUUCUGAACCAAAACCUGGAGGUUAUGACCGCAGAAAAGGAUUUGCUGAAAAAAGAAAAAGAUGCUCUACAGAAGGAGAUCGAGGAGAGGAGAGAUGCUGAGGAGUUUGAGAAACUUGAACAGGAGAGCAAGAGAGAAUAUGAGAGAGAGUUAGAGGCAGAAAUCAGCAGACUGCAGGAAGCCUCAAAGCAAUCAGAAGACAUCAUCCAGAAACUACAGGCGGAUCUGCUGCUGAUGGCCUCAGAGCUCAAGACGAAGACAGACCUUACAACUGAACUUCAGACUUUUAGUGACAAGGAUCUUGUAAAGGAAGUGACACAGCUGCGCCGCUCAUUGGACGACGCUGAGUGUCUCAGUUUGGAGACUAAAAAGGAGUGGGCUUUUCUGCGAAGUGAAAACAUUUCUCUGAGAGAGCGAGAUGUGACACUGACUGCAGACCAUGAGAAGAUGGAAGCUGAAGUGAAGUGUCUUCAGGAGAAGCUGGAGCAGGAGAAAUCUCGCUUCAGAAAAAUGCAAACAGAUCUUCAGAAAGAACUGAUGGGUGCAUUUGAUGAAAACACCAAACUGACAGCACUGCUGGAUGGAAAGGUCCCAAAAAAUCUGACCGAUAACAUUGUGCUGGAGAAAAGCGUUUCAGAGCUGCAUUUAAAGCUUGAUCAGAGUCAUGAGCGAGAGCGAUCUCUGCAGUGCAAGAUUGAUGAGUUAGAAACACUUCCUGUUAAAGUGGAGGAAUUACUGAAACAGGUGUGUGUUCUGACAGAGGAGCUGUGCUCUGUGAAACAAGAGAAAGAAGCGUUGAUGUCCAGAUUAAAUGAAGAUCAAGAGAAACUGGAGUCCACUCAAGAGCAGCAGCUGAAGAUGGAGAGUGAUUUAAUCGAUGCUCAGCUAAAGGAACAUGAGCUCACUCAACAGCUCACAGAGACGUCACAAGAGCUCCAGAAGAUCCAGACUGAUCUUCAGAACAUCACACAGGAGAACAGCACGCUCCUCACAUCUUUAGAGGAGGUCACACAAAAGUCCAUUCAGUUGGGUGAAGAACUUGAAGGUGUUCGUGCUGAAAGAGAUGAGCUUCGGUCUGAGAGGAUGGAGGGAGUUCAGAAGAAUCCUGAAGAGAUGGAAAAUCUGCGUCUCGCUAUCGGCUCGAUAACCGAAGAGAGAGACCAGCUGCAGGAGAUCAUACAGGUCCUGAGAGAUGAGAGAGACCAGCUCAAGACUGACAUGGAGGAAAACGUUGAGAUGAUGAUUGAGUCUCAAGCUGAACUCCGAGAUGCUCAGGAGAAGGUGAAAGAACUUCAGAGAAAACUAAAUAAUCUGGACUCAUCCAGAGUUCAGACGAUUGACCCAUGUGAGCAAAGAAACCAUGAAGAUGGGCAGCUGGAGAACCUACAAGAUCAGAUCAGACAGCUGGACAAGCAGCUUAGCACUGUAUCUGGUGAGAAUGAGCGUCUGUUGUUGGAGAGAUCUGACCAUCAUGAAGCGUUGGAGAAGAUUCAGAUGAACAUAACGUCUUUAUCAGAGGAGAGAGAUCGGCUCCAGGAGAGAGUAGAGGAGCUUCAGAGAGACAACAACCAGCUGAAGAAACAUCUGGAGGAGAACAUGGAGAGGGUUCUGUCAGAAUCACAGGAACAUCAACAGCAGCAGAGAUCCAGUGAGGAGAUGAUCACUGAUCAACAGAUUGAGACACUAAAGAGAGAACUCGAGACACUGACAGAGGAGAGAAAUCAGCUCACCGUAAAUCUUCAGGAAACAUCUCAACAGGUGUAUGUUCUGACAGAGGAGCUGUGCUCUGUGAAACAAGAGAAAGAAGCGUUGAUGUCUGUUCAGUCCAGAUUAAAUGAAGAUCAAGAGAAACUGGAGUCCACUCAAGAGCAGCAGCUGAAGAUGGAGAGUGAUUUAAUCGAUGCUCAGCUAAAGGAACAUGAGCUCACUCAACAGCUCACAGAGACGUCACAAGAGCUCCAGAAGAUCCAGACUGAUCUUCAGAACAUCACACAGGAGAACAGCACGCUCCUCACAUCUUUAGAGGAGGUCACACAAAAGUCCAUUCAGUUGGGUGAAGAACUUGAAGGUGUUCGUGCUGAAAGAGAUGAGCUUCGGUCUGAGAGGAUGGAGGGAGUUCAGAAGAAUCCUGAAGAGAUGGAAAAUCUGCGUCUCGCUAUCGCCUCGAUAACUGAAGAGAGAGACCAGCUGCAGGAGAUCAUACAGGUCCUGAGAGAUGAGAGAGACCAGCUCAAAGUAGAUCUGGAGGAGAGCAAUGGCCUGCUUCUACAGGUGCAACAGGAGAACGCAAGUCCACAGCUGCAGUCUGACAUCACACAAGAAGAACUCAAACAGCUGAAGGAGGAACUGGACGCUGUGAAUGAAGAGAAAAAACAGCUGAAGUCUGAUCUAGAGGAGAAUGUGGAAAUGAUGAUUGAGAAUCAAGAAGAGUUGAGAGCAGCUCUAGAGAAAGAGAAAGAUCUGCAGAAGACAAUACUGGAGCUAAAGGCCAAACUCCAGAGCUCUGAACUGGAUGAGCUUCACGAGCAGGUAUCUCGCAGUGACCAGAGACUUGGUGUGUGCGUCUGUGUUCAUGAAUUGACCUGUCCUGGUCGACCAUCACAGAUUAAGCAGCUGAGAGGCGAGCUGGAGAGCGUUUGUUCUGAGAGAGAGCAUCUGCUGUCUGAGAGGAACCUAAGUUCACUUGAUGAGUCUGACAUGAUGGAGAAGAUGAAGAGCAACAUCACCUCUCUAACGGAGGAGAGAAACCAACUGCAGGAGAUGCUGCAGGCCCUCAGAGAGGAGACGGAGGAGAUGAAGAGAAACCUGCAGGAGAAACAUGAGAUGAUGGUGCAGUUCAGAGAAGAGCUUCAGUGUGCUGCUGCUGAAAAAGACCAGCUCUUAUCUGAGAGGACCAGACAUGAAGAAGAGAUGGAGAGAUUGAGAUCUGUAACUGUGGAAAGAGAUCAGCUCCUGGAGACUCUACAGACACUUACAGAAGAACGAGAACAGCUUAAGAGAGCCCAACAGCAACAAGACCAGAUGCUGGUUGACUUGAGAGAGCAGCUUCAUUUAGCUUCUGCUGAGAGAGACCACCUCCUUUCAGAGAAGACCAAAAGUGAUCUGGAGAGCAGGACGCUUCUCACCUCCAUCACUGAGGAGAAAGAGCAGCUCCUGGAGAUGCUUCAGAGUAACAGAGAAGAGAAGAACCUGCUGAAGAAAGACCUGGAGGAGAAGGAUGAGCUUAUCCUGGAGCUUCAGUCGACCUGUGCAGAGAAAGAGCAGCUGCUGUCUGAGAGAAGCCGAGAUCAUCAGGAGGAGAUCAGAGCGGCUCAGGAGAACAUCUCAGCUCUGACCGAGGAGAAAGAUCAGCUUCUGCAAACGCUAAAGAUUGUUCAAGACGAGAGCGAGCAGCUAAAGAGAGAGCAGCUUGAGAAGAGCGAGAUGAUUGAGCAGCUGAAACAGCAGCUGAUGUCCAUGUGUGCCGAGAGAGAUCAGCUUCUAGAUGAAAAACACAAGUGUGAAGCAUCCAGCACCUCCUCUGCUAUGACAUCAUCAUCAUCAUGUGAGGGAGAAGAUCACCUCCAGGAGAUUCUGCAGGGUGUGCGAGAGCUCAUCCAGGGCCAAGGUGAGCUAAAACUGAAGAAACUGAAGAGUCCAACAGACCAGCAGCAACCUCAGAUUGAGCAGAUUCAAGUUCUCAGUAAAGAGUUGGAGUCUUUAAGAAAUGAGAGGAUGGUCCUGAGGAGAGACCUUCAGGAGGCUGCUGAGAUUUCCAAAACCUAUCAGGAGUUACUUCAUGUUACUAAAGAGGAACUGAAGCAACAGCAGAAAGAGAAUUCAGAUCUCAUCGCCCAGAGCUCGGCAGAGGAGUCUCGACUCCAGUGUCAGUUGAGAGCGAUUGAUGAAGAUCUUUUGGCUUUGAGGUCUGUAAGAGACCAACAGGACACAACGAUCCAAAACCUCGAGUCCCAGCUCACCUCACUCACCAAACACAAGGACGAGCUCCAGAAAACCUUGGAGAGGACACAAGAGGAGAGUGAGCAACUGAGACGUGAUCUUCAACAAAGCCAACUGAUGAGCACACAGCUGUCUGAAGAGCUGAAGGAGCAGCUGGAGAAUGAGAAGACUCGCACUGAACAGAUCCUCGAGACGUCAAGAGAAGUCAGUGAGGAAAGAGAUCAACUGAGACGACAGCUGGAGGAAAAGAUGAAGCGGCUGACACACAUUGAGUCACGAACAGGAGAACUGGAGAAGCAGAAGAUUCUUCUGGAGUCUGAGGUUCAUUCUCUAAGCCAGUCUCUUACUGAAGUGAACUGCAGCGUAUCUUCUCUAACGGAUCACAGUAAACUGCAGUCCCAGCAGACGUCUUCAGACAUAAUCGCUGAGAUCAAUUCAUCUGAUGAGAAGCUGCAGACGGCCCUCAGAAAGCUCCAGAACAUCGUCGAGCAUCCAGUUGAUUGUUUAGCUGAUGUGAGCCGUGCCGAAUGGACUCUCAUCUAUCAGCUGCUACCGUUUAUCCCAAAAUCCCAGAGAAGAGUCCACGCGGAGCACACCAAGAAAAUGAUGCAACUGAAUUACGCUUUUCUCAGUACAGCGGAGUCGUACAAGAGAAUUGCAGAACGUUUCAAGACUCGCUUUGAGACGGAGAUGCAGCGUGACGUGACGUCGUUUGAGGAGAGCAGAAUGCAGGACCUUCUCGUCCUCGCGGUUCGUGAUCCAUCACGAUCACUUCAGCACGAUUUCCAGCAGGUCUGGGAUCAGAGAUUGUCACAUCUGUUGGAUAGACGUAGACAGUAUCUGCAGAAACUGGAGAGUGUUUUAAAGGUUCUGGAGGAGAGUUUGGCCCAACACAUGGUUAUCGUGUCAGAGGAACGUCAGAAGAGAUCUCGAGUGAUCGAGGAGCUCAGUCUUCUGCUCAGAUCUCCAGACACCAGCACUAUCAUUCAGCUGUUUAAGAGAGACGCUCUUCUCCGCACUGAAGCCACCAAGCAUCUGAACUCUCGUCAUGUGGCUCUGCUGGAUCAAUGUGAAGCUGAGCUCGUCCUCCUCAAAUCUGCCUCUGAUAAAUCUGAGGAGCGCUUGAAGGAGCAGAGAAGGGAAACUCUGACUCUACUGCGAACCCAAGACGACAUCCGUCCCAAAACUGAGGCUGAACUUCUGCAGGACAAUCAUCGUCUGUCCCUUGAGCUUCAGCAGACACAGCGACAGAUGGAGGUGAUUGAAAAGCAGAUGAAGAAUUUAAAGGCCCAGGCUGAUGUUUCAAACCAGAAACACCUUCAGGAACUUCAUGUCCAGCUCAAAGAGAAGGAAGCUCUCGUCCAGAACUUACAGGCCAAACUAAAAGAGUCUGAGGCGCUUGCUAAGAGAGACUUGACACCUGCUGCUGCUGAACUGGAGGCCUUCAAGGACAAACUUGUUAAAAUGGAGCUGGAUCACAUCGCCGUCAACACGACUCAUGAGAAAGAACUGGCACAGAUGAACUCGAUGCUGGAACACAGAGCAGACGUCAUUCGCAAGCUGAAAGAGACGCUCAGGAAAAUCCAACAGGACGAUGAGCAGUCAUUCGUUGAUGGAGAGGACUCUGACCUUCAUUUGAUCUCCAACACGCGAGCGGUCACGUCUCUUAAAGAGAAGAAGGUGGAAGAGCUGCAGAAGAAGAACGCUCAGUUUGAAAGUAUUGUGAGUAAGCAGCAGGAUGAGAUCAUGAAGUGGAAGCGGAGGGCGUAUAAGAUGAAGGAGAGUAAGAAAGACGGUCCAUGCACACCAACCAAACAUCAGGCGCCGCUCACAGAGACUGAAGUCAAUUCUCCAAAGAUGUUUCUGGACUCACCUAAAAGCAAAUUCUUUGAUGUGCGGUCUUCUGGACCUGUCUCCAUUAGCCGCUCAACACGAUUCUUUGAUAACUCGGCCCUAGGGACUGUUCCAGAGGUGUCGUGUGUGCCAGCUGAACCUGUCAUGGAGUUUACAGACAGUGAUGAAGAGGAUUGUAGCAGCAGCUCAGUCGUGGGUUCUGGUGAAGCUCCAGUUGAAGAUUGGUGGCCGAUUCCCAACGUUUCUCCUGCCAAACCCAACGCUGGUGAUGUGAACACCAAUCAAUGCCCGACACAGUGAACACUCCAGAAACUUCUCUUCUCUUCCCAAUGUGAUUCCUGAAUCCUUCAGUAGUGUGGACUACAGUUGUUCAGUUUACUGUUUGUCUUCCUGUACGUGUUGUGUUCUUUCUCCCUUUGUGUUAUGUUUUAUGUAAAUAAAGUUUGUGUUUUAAAUGUGA